Molecule: messenger RNA, 620 nt
Organism: Triticum dicoccoides
Lineage: Eukaryota; Viridiplantae; Streptophyta; Magnoliopsida; Poales; Poaceae
Product: rust resistance kinase Lr10-like
Exons: 1
Coding region: 185-577 (130 amino acids)
Molecular function (GO): protein kinase activity
Source: RefSeq, a predicted model, not a curated record
ACAUCCUUCUAGACAGCAAUUUUGUCCCAAAAGUUGCUGAUUUCGGUCUCGCCAAACUGUACCCAAGGGACUAGAGUUUUGUGCCAUCGAGAGUCCUACGGGGAACUAUUGGAUACAUAGCUCCUGAGAUGAUAUCCGGAGUUUUGGGGUCAUAUCGAGCAAGUCUGAUGUUUACAGCUUUGGGAUGCUGUUGUUGGAGAUGGCUGGAGGAAGAAGGAACGCUGAUCCGAAUGCAGCGAACUUGAGCCAAGCAUACUACCCGUCAUGGGUGUAUGAUAGACUAACUGAACAAGAAGUGUGUGAGAUAUCUCCCGUUGCUGGCAGGCAUGAGUUGGAGAGGAAGCUGUGCAUGGUUGGACUAUGGUGCAUCCAGAUGAAGUCGCAUGACAGGCCGACAAUGAGUGAGGUCAUAGAGAUGCUGGAAGGUGGCUUCGAUGGCCUGCAGAUGCCUUCCAGGCCAUUCUUCUGCGACGACGAGCACACCGUUGUUCCGGAUUCUUACCCUUUGUUAUCCGAGCUGACCGAGAUCUCGGAGGAGGAUGAGAUCUCAGAUUCUUAUGUUUCCCGGGUCCUAUGAACUUCUAUGUGGAAACAUGUAAUAAAAUCUAGCAGUUAAAGAG